UUCUUGGCCACGCCUGUCUCACGAGUCCAAAUCGACUCAUCUGCUCCGCUCCUCCUCUCUCCCCUUGUCUUCUUGAGCCCUGCACUGCACUGCACCCUUCUCACUCCUCAGGAAUCACCAAGCUUGGAAAUCUCACCUGCAAGCUUCGUUUUCUGAUCCAGUUCGGCUACCUCAGUAUCUCAGCUAGCCCGCAGGUCAGCAAUGGCGCUGGAUGAUCCGGUUGUUUCUGCUCAGUGGCUGCACCAGCACUUGGGGCUACCCGAUGUCAAGGUAUUGGACGCUUCCUGGUACAUGCCAGAAGAGAAUAGGGAUCCAUGGCAAGAAUACCAGGCGGCUCGUAUCCCUGGCACGCUGUUCUUCGACCUAGACGGCAUAAUUGAUCGGAAAAAUGAUUUACCGCACAUGUUGCCAUCAAAAGAGGCUUUUGCAGCAGCAGUUUCUGCACUUGAUAUUAGAAAUCAGGAUAAAGUUAUUGUUUAUGAUGGAAAGGGGUUCUUCAGUGCGCCUCGUGUUUGGUGGAUGUUUAGAGUUUUUGGACACGAUAACGUUUGGGUGUUAGAUGGAGGUUUACCUCAGUGGCGAGCUUCUGGGUUCGAUCUUGAAAGAAACAGCUCUGAAGAUGCAAUUCUGAAAUCCAAAGCUGCUAAUAAUGCUGUCGAAAUGGUUUACAAUGGUGAACUGGCAAAUACAAUCACAUUUCAGGCUGAAUUUCAGCCUCAGCUAUUCUGGACACUAGACAAGGUCACACAUAAUGUAGCUGUUCCAACUUACCAACAAAUUGAUGCCCGAGCAAAGGGCAGAUUUGAUGGUGUAGCACCAGAACCACGAAAAGGAGUAAGAAGUGGACAUAUACCAGGAAGCUUAAGUUUACCAUUCCCUGAGAUGUUUGAUGCUGCACCAAAGCUUCUCCCUGCAGAUGAGCUGCGUAAAAAGUUUCAGCAAGCAGGGAUUUCCAUCGAUCACCCAAUUGUUGUCACUUGUGGAUCUGGUGUAACUGCCUGCAUACUUGCUCUGGGGCUCUACAGAAUUGGGAAGCAUGAUGUUCCAGUUUAUGAUGGAUCUUGGACAGAAUGGGAAGCACAGCCAGAUUCUGAUUACCCAAAAGUUACUGCCACUGCUUCUUAAAAACACCAAUUCUGAUUAAUACAACUAUUGCAUCCUGGAGCAAUCAGUUUAGAUUGUUAGCAAGAUGACAUUUCUGUGUGACAACCGUUGCACUUAAACCAAGGUGAAGCUUACAGGGAUAUGAAAUGCCCAUUAUGCUUCAUGGUGUACUGUGAACGAUAGAGAUAUUGAGAGUAUACAUACAGGAACAGAUAUGGCACUGUUGCCAAUUUCUUAUCACCAUAUUGUCAACAUCAUAUCCAACUUAUGACUGACAAUGUAAAAAGCGUUAUUUGAACUGCUUUUAGACUUGAAAACAAUGCUAAACAUCUGAAGUGAUUUUAUUUGAUAA
Molecule: messenger RNA, 1456 nt
Organism: Phragmites australis (common reed)
Lineage: Eukaryota; Viridiplantae; Streptophyta; Magnoliopsida; Poales; Poaceae
Product: thiosulfate/3-mercaptopyruvate sulfurtransferase 1, mitochondrial-like
Exons: 12
Coding region: 202-1125 (307 amino acids)
Biological process (GO): transsulfuration
Cellular component (GO): mitochondrion
Molecular function (GO): thiosulfate-cyanide sulfurtransferase activity
Source: RefSeq, a predicted model, not a curated record